AACACCACCGUCGCAUUCUCCCUCCUACACACCUGACUAGUCAGUCAGUCAGUCAGUCUGCCGCCUCCUACCCGUGCGACGACUUCGCGCCCCCUCGACAAAACUUUUCUCUUUUUUUUCUCUUCGUUUCGGCGUAGUUAAACCCCUAAUCAUCUUUUCACUAUAUUUUUAAUCUAUCACCCAAAAUGUCGAGGCUAUUGCGAGCAAAGAAGCUGGUCGCCCCGGCUCUUGUGGCCGGUGUCGCUGGUGGCUCCCUCUACUACAUGUAUAAGCCCCGAAACAUCCCCGGGUACGAAGGCCCCGUCGUCCCGCCCCCUAUCUUCGGCGCCGACGGCACCUUCAAACUCCCCCGCUUCCCCCAGGUCAAGUCCCGCGACCAGCAGAUUGCCGAUCUAAAAAAGAGCAACUCGGGAAACAAGGAGGACGAAUAUGAUGUGCUUGUUAUCGGAGCUGGCGCAACCGGUGCCGGCGUGGCUCUCGAUGCCGCAACUCGCGGUCUCAAGGUCGCCGUUGUCGAGCGAGACGACUUCAGUUCCGGGACAAGCAGCAAGAGCACCAAGCUGGUACACGGUGGUGUGCGUUAUCUCGAAAAGGCCGUCUGGAACUUGGACUACGCCCAGUACGAGCUUGUCAAGGAGGCCCUCAAGGAGCGCAAGUACUUCUUGAAGACUGCUCCCCAUCUGAGCUCGUGGCUACCCAUCAUGUUGCCACUCGACCAGUGGUGGAAGGUUCCUUACUACUGGGCUGGCACCAAGUUCUACGAUUUCCUGGCUGGUUCCGAGGGCAUCGAGAGCUCAUACUUUUUGACCAAGAGCAAGGCCAUUGAUGCCUUCCCCAUGCUCAAGCAGACCGACCUCGUUGGCGCCCUCGUCUACUACGAUGGUGCCCACAACGAUUCCCGCAUGAACGUCUCGAUCGGUAUGACUGCCGCCCUCUACGGUGCUACUGUUGUGAACCACAUGGAGGUCACUGGCCUUCAGAAGGGCGAGAACGGAAAGCUCUGCGGUGCUACCCUCAAGGACCUUGUCACUGAGAGAGACGGCAACGAAGCGACUCCCUUCAACAUCAAGGCCAAGUGCAUCAUCAACUGCACUGGUCCCUUCACAGACAGCAUCCGUAAGAUGGACGACCAGGACUGCAAGGAGAUUGUCGCCCCCGCCUCCGGUGUGCACGUCAUCCUCCCCGGGUACUACAGCCCUGGCAAGAUGGGCCUGAUCGACCCCUCCACCUCCGACGGCAGAGUCAUCUUCUUCCUCCCCUGGCAAGGCAACACCAUUGCCGGUACCACCGACGAGCCUGCGACCAUUACCAAGAACCCCCUCCCCGACGAGAAGUCCAUCCAGUGGAUUCUCAACGAGAUCAGCCACUACCUCUCCCCCGACAUCAACGUCCGCCGCGGCGACGUCCUGGCUGCGUGGUCCGGUCUCCGCCCUCUCGUAAGGGACCCCAAGGCCAAGAACACCGAGUCCCUUGUCCGUAACCACCUGAUCGAUAUCUCCCCCUCCGGCCUCAUCACCUGCGCCGGUGGCAAGUGGACCACUUACCGCCAAAUGGCCGAGGAGUGCGUCGACGCCGCCGUCAAGGAGUUCAACCUGCCCGUCAAGCCCAUCGCCAACCCUCCCCUGGUCAGUGGCACUGAGCACGUGGAAGACGAUGCCGUCCUCGACGGCUCCUGCCAGACGCACCGUGUCCGCCUGAUCGGCGCUCACGGCUUCAGCCGCACCUUGUUCAUCCACCUGAUCCAGCACUUUGGCGUCGAGACCGAGGUCGCCAAGCACUUGACUGAGAGCUACGGCGACCGCGCCUGGACCGUUGCUUCGCUGUGCAAGGCCACCAACAAGCGCUUCCCCGCCAAGGGCGAGCGCAUUGCAGAGCUUUACCCCUUUGUUGACGGCGAGAUCCGCUACGCGGUCAGGCACGAGUAUGCCCAGACGGCUGUGGACGUGCUCGCUCGUCGCACGAGAUUGGCCUUCUUGAAUGCGCAGGCGGCGCUCGAGGCGUUGCCCAAGGUUAUUGACAUCAUGGCUGAUGAGCUCACGUGGGAUGCUAAGAGGAAGGAGGUUGAGUGGAAGGACACCGUCGCCUUCCUCGAAUCAAUGGGCCUUCCCCAACCGAUGCUCACCACCACCCGCCAACAAGUCGAGAAGGGCAAGCUGGACUGGUCCAACUCGCUUGAGUGGAAGAUGUACUCGAGACAUGAUAAGCCGGUCGACGAGAAGGAGCGCAACGAGCAGGCUGAGAUUGCCGGGCGCGCGGGGACUCAUCGUUAAUGAUGGGCUCCGUCUCCCUUUGGCGUGAAAAGAGAUGGGAUUAUAAAAGGAACAGUAGAAGAAGGAUGACAGAACCUAUAUUGCAUUGGCGAUUGAAUGGGUUUUUCUUGGUUCAGGCAGUAAAGGCGUUUUUGUUGUUCUAGACUGGACUGGACUGGACUGGCUGGUUGGGUUGGCAUGAAUGUCAGAGGGUCGCU
Molecule: messenger RNA, 2467 nt
Organism: Neurospora hispaniola
Lineage: Eukaryota; Fungi; Ascomycota; Sordariomycetes; Sordariales; Sordariaceae
Product: FAD dependent oxidoreductase-domain-containing protein
Exons: 2
Coding region: 186-2270 (694 amino acids)
Biological process (GO): glycerol-3-phosphate metabolic process
Cellular component (GO): mitochondrion; glycerol-3-phosphate dehydrogenase (FAD) complex
Molecular function (GO): glycerol-3-phosphate dehydrogenase (quinone) activity
Source: RefSeq, a predicted model, not a curated record